CAAGAACUUGGAUCGUGGACACAAGGCUUUAGGCUUUUCUUGCGUAUAACGAAUUAUACGCAGGCAUAUCAAACAAAGUUUUAUUUUCAUAUAAUACAACUGCGUGAAAAGGAGCUUCUGAUUGAAAAUAGCAUUAUUUUAUGACGAGUUGCACGAAGUUCUUGGGUUUAGAUUCAAUACUCAACAAAUUUUUAAACGUAUUGGGAAGAAAUAAAAGUGUCAGGUUAUGUUAUUUAGUGACUUCUUUACAUCAGCAAGGAAUUACGUUAUUCUGUGCGCUCUGUAAUUAAACGUUCUAUUACUGGUGCUGGUAUCGAUAGAAAAAUGGACGUUCCAAAGCACACUGUACAUACGCUGGUGUUUCGUUCUUUAAAAAGAACUCAUGAUAUGUUUUUAUUAGAUGAAGACACUUUACCGCCAGUAGAUCCUGCCUUACUGCAAAUGAAGAAAGCUAUAAAAGCAAAAGAUUGUUAUGGCCCAGUUCUAGAACGUGUUAAGCAAAAUAACAUAGCCAAAAUGCAGCAAGAAAAUGAUAUCGCUGAUCCUCCGCCACCAGGAGAUGAAACGUUUGGUGCUAACGCUACCUCGGCAAUCGUUCCUUACAAUGCGACACCAGGAAACACAGGAACAGUCACAAUACCAACAGGAGGAGGAGGUAGCAGUAAUGUAGGUAGUGGCACAUUAACGAUACCACAAAAGAAAACUCCCUCAAUGGCGAAACCCACAUGGCACGCGCCUUGGAAACUGUGUAGAGUUAUCAGUGGUCAUCUGGGAUGGGUACGGUGCUGUGCCGUCGAACCUGGAAAUGAAUGGUUUGCUACCGGUUCAGCUGAUAGAGUAAUUAAGAUAUGGGAUCUCGCAAGUGGUAAAUUGAAGGUUUCCCUGACUGGCCAUAUAAGCAGUGUCCGCGGAUUGGCAAUUUCUCAAAGAAAUCCCUACUUGUUCUCUUGUGGUGAGGACCGUCAAGUUAAGUGCUGGGAUCUCGAAUACAACAAGGUAAUAAGACAUUACCAUGGACAUUUAUCGGCAAUAUAUUCAAUGGCCCUGCAUCCCAUGAUAGACGUCUUGGUAACGGCAGGACGAGAUUCUACCGCAAGGGUAUGGGAUAUGCGCACCAAAGCGAAUGUUCACACGCUCGUCGGACACACGAACACUGUCGCGAGUGUAAUUUGCCAAUCGGCCGAACCGCAAAUUAUUACCGGCAGUCACGACUGCACCAUUCGCUUAUGGGACUUGGCUGCUGGGAAAUCCAGAGCCACUUUGACGAAUCACAAGAAAAGUGUGAGGAGUAUAACAUCGCAUCCAUCACUGUACAUGUUUGCCUCGGCAUCCCCGGACAAUAUUAAACAAUGGAAAUGUCCGGAAGGGAAGUUUAUACAAAACUUGUCCGGCCAUAACGCAAUAGUAAAUUGCCUGGCCGUGAAUGGCGAAGGGGUUUUGGUUUCCGGAGCCGAUAACGGUUCCAUGCACCUUUGGGACUGGAGAACUGGAUACAAUUUCCAACGGCUACAAGCGCCAGUUCAGCCUGGGUCAAUGGACAGCGAAGCCGGUGUCUUCAGCGUUACAUUUGAUGUGUCGGGCAGUCGCAUGAUAACAACCGAAGCUGAUAAAACAAUAAAAGUAUAUAAACAGGACGAUACUGCCGUAAGUAGAUUUUGUAUAAAUAAUAUACUGCGCUCGUUAUACAUUCGAAUAAUAUUGUGUAGUCAUAUGUUUUCGGGACUGUCUGGUUAUUGUUUUUUCGACUUUGCAUUCAUUGUUAUCCGUAUUCCUUUCAGACGGAAGAGACGCAUCCCAUAAACUGGCGGCCUGACAUAAUAAAACGCAGGAAAUACUGAACUCGGAUUUGUGUUUUAACAAACUAUUUUUUACAGUAUUGACUAUUUUGUAUAUAAAUAUUUUUACGUGCUUGACAAAUCCACCGUAUUUCGGCGCGCAUUCGGCGUGAGCAGAGAACGAUAUGUUCCACGGCCAUCUUCAUCUCUACAAUCUGCCCGACACUUCUCGAACUCGAAUUCUCCGCGUGCCGUGUGUUGUAGUCAUCUUCUUUUCUUAGCGUAUUUGUCUUCAAGUUCAUAUAAUUUAGAGUCGAGUUCUGCCAUGGAGUAUGUCUGAAAUAAGAUAUUUAUCGUUAUACAUUUAUACUAUCGAAACUAUGUGUGUAUAUAUAUAUAUAUAUAACACUUACCCUUUUCUGGGUAGAUUUUGAAAGACCUUUCAAGUUAUUAAUGUCGUCUGCUACCUGUAACAAAUACAAAAAUUAUAACUUGAAAAAAGUUAUCUGAGAAAGGUAACGUGAUUUUUAUGUAAUACAAGGCUUUUCAACAACAUGCCACAAAUAAAGUGUAUAUUUCUUCACAGC
Ooceraea biroi (clonal raider ant) is the source of this 2362-nucleotide messenger RNA. It is a transcript of the gene Tango4, whose product is annotated as transport and golgi organization 4. Gene Ontology annotation, molecular function: protein binding. NCBI's taxonomy places the organism in Eukaryota, Metazoa, Arthropoda, Insecta, Hymenoptera, Formicidae. Gene Ontology annotation, cellular component: Prp19 complex; precatalytic spliceosome; catalytic step 2 spliceosome. Gene Ontology annotation, biological process: mRNA splicing, via spliceosome. The record is from RefSeq and is a predicted model, not a curated record.